This is a messenger RNA of Glycine soja, 1587 nucleotides long. RefSeq names its product presenilin-like protein At2g29900. Gene Ontology annotation, molecular function: aspartic endopeptidase activity, intramembrane cleaving. NCBI's taxonomy places the organism in Eukaryota, Viridiplantae, Streptophyta, Magnoliopsida, Fabales, Fabaceae. Gene Ontology annotation, biological process: protein processing. The record is from RefSeq and is a predicted model, not a curated record. The transcript has a single exon. The coding region runs from base 69 to 1442 and encodes 457 amino acids. Gene Ontology annotation, cellular component: membrane; nucleus.
UCACUGAAUUUCGAUCUGAGUCAGUGUGUGACAUUUUUUUCUUCAUUUCUCUCUUACAAUUUUUUGCAAUGGCACAAACACAAACCCAGAGACCCUGUUCAAGCGUCCUCGAUUCUCUGGGGGAAGAAAUUGUGAGAAUCGUCGCACCCGUUUCAAUAUGCAUGUUCCUGGUCGUAAUCCUGGUCUCAAUUCUCAACACCGAUUCUUCUCUCUUCGUCGCAUCGAUGAGCAUGGUCACCAUCGCGUACAACGAAACAACCUCGGACUCCACCUGGGACAAGUUCCUAGGAGCCCUUCUGAACUCCUUAGCCUUCGUCGUCCUUGUCACCUUCGCAACCUUCGUCUUGGUCCUCCUCUUCUACUUCCGAUGCACCAGGUUCUUAAAACUCUACAUGGCUUUCUCCACUUUCAUCGUGUUGUUAUUCCUCGGCGGCGAAGUCUCGAUCUUUUUGAUCCAAAAGUUUAGUACUCCCAUUGAUUGCAUCACGUUCUUCCUUGUUCUGUGUAAUUUCGCUGUUGUGGGUGUUUUGACAGUGUUUAUUUCGAAAAUGGCGAUUCUUGUGACGCAGGGGUAUUUGGUUGUUGUUGGAAUAUUGGUUGCUUAUUCGUUUACUAUGUUGCCUGAGUGGACCACGUGGGCCCUACUUGUUGCUAUGGCGUUGUAUGAUCUUGCUGCGGUUUUGUUGCCAAUUGGGCCGUUAAGGAUUUUGGUAGAGCUUGCAAUUUCAAGGGAUGAGGAAAUUCCGGCAUUGGUUUAUGAGGCUAGGCCGGUGAAGCAUGGUAGUUUGGAUCCUAGGGAAGUCGCGCAGAGGCGGUUGUGGAGAGAAAGGAGGGUUCAGAGUUUGAAUGCUAACAACUCAGUGUUGGCUCAUGGCCCCAAUAAUGCUGAAUCACACUCUGAUUCGGGUGCGAACGCUGGCGAUAACUGGGAUGGCGCAAACUUGGUUAGGGAAAACGCGUCUUUGAAUUCGAAUUUGAAUGCUGAUAGUUCUGGUGGCUCCUAUGGUUAUGGAAAUUUGGUGAGUGUGGAAGAGGGAUGGCUGCGAGUUCAAGAGACUGAUUCGGACCUUUCUGCACCCUUGAUGGAUCGUGGAAUGAAUGUCCAGCUCGGUAGGGGGGAAGAUACUGUGUCGAUUGAUAACUUGAUGCUAGAGGGAAUUGGAUUGGCUUCUUCUGGUUCAAUCAAGUUAGGGCUGGGAGAUUUUAUCUUCUAUAGUGUUUUGGUUGGCAGGGCGGCAAUGUAUGAUUAUAUGACGGUGUAUGCGUGCUAUCUUGCUAUCAUUGCGGGUCUUGGCAUAACCUUGAUGCUUUUGGCUUUUUAUCAGAAAGCUUUGCCUGCUCUUCCCGUGUCAGUCGGAAUGGGCGUGUUGUUUUAUUUCUUGACCAGGCUUUUACUUGAAGUAUUUGUAGUACAAUGUUCCUUAAAUCUCCUGUUGUUCUAAGGUUAGAAAUUUGUACUGUUAGGGCUUGGUCUACCAAACAUAUCAUAUGACCACGUAUAUUUUUAGUUGAAAAUCUUCUUGGCUUAACAAUGCCCCAUCAUUAGUUUUGACGUUUUCAAGAACUGCAUCUUUGCUUUUGGUUUUA